Messenger RNA from Prionailurus viverrinus (fishing cat), 1653 nucleotides. It is a transcript of the gene LRIT2, whose product is annotated as leucine rich repeat, Ig-like and transmembrane domains 2. Gene Ontology annotation, molecular function: protein binding. The transcript has 3 exons. The record is from RefSeq and is a predicted model, not a curated record. Bases 1 to 1653 code for a protein of 550 amino acids. NCBI's taxonomy places the organism in Eukaryota, Metazoa, Chordata, Mammalia, Carnivora, Felidae.
AUGGCUUCAUUUUCUCACUAUUGCCUGCUAGUUCUGGUCUUUCUGGAUUCAUAUGCAGCUCAGCCAUCCUGUCUACCAGGAUGUACCUGCUCAGAGGACAGUUUCGGCAGGGCUCUGCAGUGCAUGUCUACCUCUUUGGGAAUGAUCCCAAGGAAACUUCCUGAAGAGUUAAAGCGGUUGAGAAUUGAAAAUUCACCCUUAUUCGAACUACCCCAAGGGUCCUUCAUCAACAUGAGCACGUUGGAAUACCUUUGGCUUAAUUUUAACAACAUCACUGUGAUACACCUAGGAGCCCUGGAGCACCUGUCAGAACUGAAAGAGCUGAGACUGGAGGGGAACAAACUUCGUUCAGUGCCAUGGACAGCAUUCCAAGCCACCCCUCUUCUGAGGGUCUUGGAUCUCAAACACAACAGGAUUGACGUGCUCCCUGAGCUGGCUCUUCAGUUCUUGGUCAAUCUGACCUACCUUGACCUAUCCUCCAAUAGGCUUACAGUUGUAUCCAAGGGUGUCUUCUCGAACUGGCUGGCCUACCAGAAACCCCAUCAGCCUGGCUGCGGAGCCAGGAUUCACUCCAGUUUGGUGCUGGCACUGCACGACAACCCCUGGCUAUGUGACUGUCGCCUGAGGGGACUUGUCCAAUUUGUAAAGUCCAACAGCAUUCCAGUCAUCCUGGUGAAUUCCUACCUGGUGUGCCAACACCCUCUCUCCAAAGCAGGGCAGCUUUUUCAUGAAACUGAGCUCAGUGUUUGCAUGAAGCCACAGAUCUCAACCUCCAAUGCCAGUGUCACCAUCCAGAUGGGACAGAAUGUGACCCUGAGAUGCCUGGCACAGGCCAGUCCCUCACCAACCAUUGUAUGGACUUAUCCUCUGAGCAUGUGGAGAGAAUUUGAUGUGUUGACCUCAUCUACUGCAGAAGAUACUGCUCUGUCGGAGCUGGUCAUACCUGCUGCCCACUUGGUGGACAGGGGUAAUUACACCUGUGUGGCCUCCAACUCCAUCGGCAGGAGCACCCUUGUCAUCUCCCUCCAAGUCCAGCCUGCCCAGACCCUGUCUGUGCCCCAUUCUGCCUUUUUCCCCUCGGAUGGCAAUGCCUAUGUUGACCUGAGGGUCGUCAAGCAGACAGUGCAUGGGAUUCUGCUGGAGUGGUUUGCGGUGGUUGACACCCCUGAGGAGAAAUGGUUCACCCUCUACAUUGCAUCAGAUGAAACACUCAAGAAGGAGGUGGUCCACAUCGGCCCCGGGAUCAACACGUACGCCGUGGAUGACCUCCUUCCCAGCACAAAGUAUGAGGCAUGCCUCAGCCUGGGGGGCCAGCCCCCACGCAGGGGCCGGUGUGUGGUCUUUGUGACGGGCAGAGACCAUGGCGAGCUGGAGGGACGGGAGCGCCUCCUGCACAUCACAGUGGUCCUGUGCGCUGUGUUGCUGGCGGUGCCUGUGGGCGCCUACGUCUGGGCAGCCCAGGCCCCCUGCAGCUGCAGGGAGUGGGGGCUGCACUGCUGUCCUCACCGCAGGAAGGCUCCCAGGUGCCCCCGUGCUGUGCCACAGCACAGGGACUGCUCCUAUAGAGAGCACAUAGCUGUCUGUGAGGACCGCCUGGGGCACAGAGACGAUGACGGGGAUGAAGAGAAAGAUGGAGAGGAAGACAGGGGCUGA